Messenger RNA from Solea senegalensis (Senegalese sole), 1054 nucleotides. It is a transcript of the gene il10, whose product is annotated as interleukin 10. NCBI's taxonomy places the organism in Eukaryota, Metazoa, Chordata, Actinopteri, Pleuronectiformes, Soleidae. The record is from RefSeq and is a predicted model, not a curated record. Gene Ontology annotation, molecular function: cytokine activity. Gene Ontology annotation, cellular component: extracellular region. The coding region runs from base 149 to 712 and encodes 187 amino acids. Gene Ontology annotation, biological process: immune response. The transcript is spliced from 5 exons.
UUAUGCUAUAAAAUCAGGGCAAGAUGUGCCUGGACAUACGCACUUAUCUUCAGCAAGAUACAACGAAGAUUCCUCCUCUUGGAAGACGGACCCACACGCUUUCUCUCCAGCCUCCAGCCAGAAGACUUCAGCAGCUUUUGCAUCCACCAUGACUCCACAGUCUCUCCUCCUGUCCACCCUGGGUCUCUUGUCGCUCCUCAGCUCUGCGGCGUGGAGCAGCCCCAUGUGCACUAACCAGUGCUGUCGCUUCGUGGAGGGUUUCCCCGUCAGGCUCAAGAAGCUCAGAGAGAACUAUUCACAGAUCAGAGACUUUUAUGAAGCCAAUAAUGACUUGGACUCAGCUCUGCUAGACCAGAGUGUGGAGAACUCUUUCAAUAGCCAAUUUGCCUGCCAAGCUAUGGACGGUCUUCUAGAAUUUUACCUGACCACAGUGUUACCCACAGCCAUGGCAGAGGUGACAGAGACCAUCAUGGACCUAAAGCCUCACGUGGAGUCCAUACUGCAGAUAUUCGACGAGCUUAAGGAGGACGUCAACAAAUGUAAAAACUACUUAUCGUGCAAGAAUCCCUUUGACAUCACAAAGCUGAACUCCACGUACACUCAGAUGGAGGGCAAAGGUCUUUAUAAGGCCAUGGGCGAACUGGACCUGCUGUUUAACUACAUCGAGAAAUACUUGGCCUCAAAACGCCGGAGAAACCAAGUGACCCACUGACCUCAUCAAAGUGAAAAUGUUCAUCUCAGGGAAAAAAGUAAUUGACUCUUGCACUCAUUUGCAUCCAGUCCAUUCUGUUUCAGUGGAUAUGCACAUUGUUGAAUGUUGGUUUUCUUGUUUGAGUUGACUGAACUCGUGUCUUUGUUCUUUUAAGACAUCUGUUUACUUUUUCUUUUUUUUUGUCCCGAGGACAAGUACCAGUUGAGGACCAUAUUGUGUCUCACAGAGAAAUAGUUUUAUACACAAAAUUGUCAAUUUUAUAUUUAUUCUACACCGGUUGUAUUUAUUAUAUAUCUUGUAUUUUAUAUUGUGAAAAGCUGAAUAAAAUGACUGAACUCACAA